UGAACCAAUCAUGAACGCAGACCCCAGGCAAGAACGGCAAUACACAAUCGAUGGACGGCAGGCGACGGGAGACGAUGAUACGACAAGCGUAUCAAACGAAUUGCCCGAUGAUUGGAUUCGUCUCUCACAAUGGGUGCAUUGUUUUUGUGUCGUUACGUUCGAUCUGAACCUGGGCCAGGCACUCGAAUACGUUUAUCCUGCUGAGUUUAUGCCCAGCGAUCAGGAAGUUAGCAACAUUUGCUACAUGGCCUUCCCAGACUCCAACUCUGGCUGCAUGGGCGACACCAAGUUCCAUAUGCGCCUGCGAGCGUUCCAAAAUAUGAAACACCAAACACCCGCCAAUAUGCAAAAUUACAAUUUAGACUGUGCGCCCGCCAUGCGCUACGACAGCAGCCAUUAUUGGGGCUUCGUCUACUUUCGCCAGAAGCGCGAUCCCAAUUUGCCGCGCGGCUAUUUCCAAAAGAGUCUGAUCAUAAUAACGCGACUGCCAUUCUUCAAUCUCUACUAUGAUGUGCUCGCCCAGCUGGCGCCCAAAUACUUCGAGGAGGGCAACGAGCUGCUGCAUCGCGCCUGCAAUCAAAUCAACAAACAGUGGCCAACAUUGAUGGUCGGACAGACGCUCAAACUGCCGCUGCUCGAGUAUAAUUAUCAGAUAUGCAUACCGAAGGCCAGCAGCAGCAGCAGCCGCAAAUUAGCUGCGGCUGCCGCAGUAGCAGCAGCAGCACUGACGCCGCUAUCGACCAGCGAGCAACCGGAACCGAUACCCACAUCUGUCAAAGUGUUGGCGUCUGUCAGCGAACUGGAGCUGUUCCACAGCCUUAGCUAUGUCAUCGACCAUUUGUAUACGCUGUGGGAGCUGGUCAUCACAUCGGAGCCAAUCGUUGUGGUGGGCACCUCGCCGGCCGAUUGCUCGCAUAUGGUGCAGGCUCUGGUGGCAAUGAUAGCACCGCUGGAAUACUGUGCCGAGGCGCGUCCAUAUUUCACCAUACACGACAGCGAAUUCAAGGAAUUCACCCACGAGUGCAGCAAUCGGCCCAUACCAGCUGUCAUACUGGGCGUCACCAAUCCGUUCUUUGUCAAGCUUCUCAAGGAUUGGCCGCACAUGCUGCGACUGGUCGAUAAUCAGAAGAACAUGCAACAGGAGCUCCACAAGAAUACACGCAAUGCGAGUGCCAAACUGGCCCAGCCAAGCAGUCACAAUCACAACAUACUGAAUGGCAGCUUGACUGCUGCUGGGGACAGCUCGGUUGCUGGACUGCAUACCAAGUACAAGCCGUAUUUGAAGAAGGACAAGCUGCUGAUCAAGAAGGUGCUGCUGGGCAUUAAGACCAAGCGGCCGGAGCAUGUGCAGACGGCGCUGAUCAGGCGGCAUCUGUUGGAGUUGACGCAGAGCUUUAUGAUACCGCUCGAACGUUAUAUGGCCUCGCUGAUGCCGCUGCAGAAGGACAUCAGUCCGUUCAAGUCGGCGCCCAAUGCCAGCUCCUUUAAGCUGGACGACUUUCUGGCCACGCUCGAGUCAGCCGGGCCGCAAUUAACCUCCACGCUCAAGGGCGACUGGAAGGGUCUGUACAGACGCUUCGUUCGAUCGCCCAACUUUCGGGGCUGGUACGAGUCGCGGCACCGUGAGCUGCAGCUAACACUGCAAGAUCUGCAGCUGCAGGCGCUAUCCGAGGCCAAUCUGGAGCACUGGGCGCACGACAAGCAGGAGGUGGAAAUAAUUGAUAUGAUACUCAAACUAAAACAGAAACUGAAUCUCUACAGUGAUAAGGCAGCGCUCGAGGGCAAUACAAAUACCACACAGCGGCAGAUAAGGGCGCAGAUAGAAUGUAUGAAAGAGUUGUUGCCAUCCGAUCUGAGGAAUGUUGUGAAUCUUUGAUCGUUUGUGCAGGGCGUUAGCUAAUUUCUUGGUCCGCAGCUCCAAGACCAACCCAACCCGAGCUCCUUGUACUCCUUUACCUUAUAUAUUUUCUAUGUAUGUUUAUGUUUAAGCGAUGGCUGCAAACUGUUAAAUGAUGAUAACAAAGACACACACUGUCAAUCAGAUCGAUAUAUAUAUAUAUAUAUAUAUUCGUAUAUGUGUGUUGCUUGUUGCUUUCCUUAAAGCCCGAUUUAGUGUCGUAAGUAAAUAGAAUUUGUGUACAAAUUAAUCAUAUCCACAAAUGUUUUCC
Messenger RNA from Drosophila hydei, 2168 nucleotides. RefSeq names its product protein DENND6B. The transcript has 2 exons. Gene Ontology annotation, cellular component: recycling endosome. The record is from RefSeq and is a predicted model, not a curated record. NCBI's taxonomy places the organism in Eukaryota, Metazoa, Arthropoda, Insecta, Diptera, Drosophilidae. Gene Ontology annotation, molecular function: guanyl-nucleotide exchange factor activity. The coding region runs from base 11 to 1876 and encodes 621 amino acids.